Polyodon spathula (Mississippi paddlefish) is the source of this 3276-nucleotide messenger RNA. It is a transcript of the gene trmo, whose product is annotated as tRNA methyltransferase O. The transcript is spliced from 6 exons. Bases 513 to 1982 code for a protein of 489 amino acids. The record is from RefSeq and is a predicted model, not a curated record. Lineage: Eukaryota; Metazoa; Chordata; Actinopteri; Acipenseriformes; Polyodontidae.
UCCCGAAAAAAAAUAAAACAUAAAAAAAUAUAACUCGAGGAAGAUUGAUAUGAUGGCUGACGACUGACUCAAGGAGGACUGAUGCCUGAUGUCCGACGACUGACUGCAGGAGGCUGAUUUCUGACACGGGAAGGACUGAUUGUCUGAGGAUGUCCUAAAAUGGACACCGUAUCACUAUUACGAACUAAUUUUGAUCUCGUAAUACCCGUUAUUUGUUUUCUGGUCAUAUUAAUUGUUAGUGGUUGUUGCUUUUUUAUAUAUAUCUUAAUAAAAUAUAAUUUUAAAUAAAUAAAUAAAAACAGUGCCCCUAAUAUCUAAACAACUAUAUUUAUAAAUUAAAUACAAUGAGUAAAAAGUAUCGGGGUAAGUUGAUGGUUGGCCAACCUGUCUUGAAACGAGUUUUGUUUCUCUUUUGCUGGCUUCAUUCAUCGAACAGGGUGUUUGCGACCAAGGUGUUUAGUCUGUGUAUGUUUACUGGUUUAUAAAGUGAGCAGGUAACUUCAAAUCUGGAAAUGGAAACGUCUCAUGUGAAUUUUUCAACUUCGAGCGGCUGUGAUCAGCGAGUGCAAAAACUACAACAGCAAAUUGCAGUAAUGAGAAAAGAAAUCAAGAACCUAAGGCAACAUGCAGAUUCUGCAGUUCGUGAGCAAAGGAAAAGUUUAGCUGCCCUCCAAUCUGUUGUGGCAAGCAUGAAAGAGGAUGGACGUCUGAAGGAUGCAAAGACAGACUCGUUGCGGACUGAUUGUACAGUGACAAAUCAAGCUUUAGAAAAAGGAGUUAUUCAGACAACGCCAAUCGGUUAUAUAGAGUCCUGCUUCUCUUCUAAAAAUGGGACCCCAAGGCAACCCACAAUUUGCAGUCUGUCCCGUGCAAUACUGAAGAUAAACAAGUCAAUUUUUAACAAUCCAGAGCAUUCAUUAAUGGGCUUAGACCAGUAUUCACAUGUGUGGAUUAUAUUUGUCUUCCAUAAAAAUGGACAUCUGAGCUAUAAGGCGAAGGUGAAACCACCAAGACUCAAUGGAGUAAAAACUGGGGUCUUCUCUACCAGAACUCCCCAUCGUCCCAAUGCAAUUGGACUUACUCUUGCAAAAUUGGAAAUAAUUAAAGGAGACACGGUUUAUCUGUCUGGAAUUGAUAUGAUACAAGGAACUCCAGUCCUGGAUAUUAAACCCUACAUUCCUGACUAUGAUUCACCAAAAGGCAGAAGAAAUCCGCUUGAUACAGUGGAAAGUGCAAACCAGGACCAAGCUGAACCAAUGGCAGUGGUUAAUGAUAGUGAGAAAAAAAAUACAAUGAAGAGAGAUGUCCUUAGUGGUAAUUUGGCAAUUCCAAAAAUUACUGUUGGCCAUACAGAGGAAGAGAAGUUUUUGACUAACACCAACUUUGAAUCUCAGAUCACAGUUUUAUCGGAUAAAAAUGCAUCAUGUGACUCAGAAGUGGAUGCUAUUUAUCAGACCAAAAAUGAACAAAAAAUGCUUUCUGCUUUAGCAGAAGUUAAAAGCUAUGUAAAUCAGAGUGAUGCUUUCAGCGAGGCUACUGUGGAAAACGCAGCCAUCCAAUCAUACUGCGCUACUGCAGAUCCUUGCAAGGAUGAGCCUAAUAAAUUUAAUGAACACGUUGUGUAUGAUGAAGCUUCCAAAACUACCAUCGCAUCCUGGAUAAGAUCAUCUCCAGUGACCAGUCUGGAAGUCCGGUUCACUCCACAUGCCGAGAGGGAUUUGAAUGCCUUUGAACCCCUGUAUCAAGCAGAAUUAGGAAAGCCGAAUUUCCGGUACCUCAAGUCUGCAGAUGAAGCCAAGGCUGCUAUCAAAGGUGUGCUGUCAGCCGACCCCCGCUCGGUGUACCGCAGGACCCGUUGUCAGGACCAGCUCUUCUACUUCACUCUGGAUACAGCCCACAUUACCUGCUGGUUUGGGGAAGGGUUUGCUGAGGUCCUCAGAAUAAAAGCAGCGACAACUGAGUGCUCUGGUAGCUGUGCAUAACAUGCAGUAUACACAGAAACUCUCAGAAAGACAUGUGUGAUGGUCAUAGAUAUUUUACUGUGAGGAGUAGCUGUUUGUUACCUUUACAAAAUAACUUUUGAUUUAAAAAAAAAUGGCUUGACUUAGGCUUUGGCAGAUAUAACUUACUAUUUGGCAAUACACACAGACAAAAAUGUGGAUUUUUUGCACAUUUUAAAUUAAAAAGCAAAAUCUUAAGUUGUUUGAAGCAAUUCUAACUAAUGUUUUAAAUAAUAAUAAUAAUAAAAAACUGCAUACCUGACUACACUUUCCUUUUAGCUAUUAGUUUGGGGUUUUGAAAGUAAUAAUUAAUAUGUAGUUAUUGGCAGGGUGUAUGGAAAAUACAUUGUUCCUUGCAUACACAGUCAGCACUCGCAUAUCCGACAUACAAAAAUUUUGACUUCAGUGACGGUUGAAAGAGUGUGACUCAUAUCUGAUUAUUUCAUUUUGGCCCAUUCCAACCAUUGUACCUUUUUUGCGUUACCUGAAAAACGGACAAUGUCAAAAAUACAAAAGCGGGACGUUAGACGGGAUACUGCCAACAUGAAGGAAUUUCCAUACAAUGCCUACACUACACUGCUCAGCUGUAGCUGUACCGCUAUCUGGUAAAGCAGCACACUUUACCUGUUAAUUGUAGAGUCCUGGCUUAAUGAAUGCUGCAUUCGAGAACGUGAUAAACCAUAUCUUUCUUGAAUAGUGACAUUUUGGGAAAAUGGAUUAUAGAUAGUUGAUAAUAUAUGACCUUUUAUAGAAAAAAAUUAAUUUGAAGUCUACAAUCAACAUAGCUUUUUGGUUCAAUGGAUAAUACAGACACAUUUCUUCAGCUUUUCCUAUACAUUUAUUUCAGCCAGGUAAAAUAACUGUGUAAUUUCUGAGCUAUCAUUAAAUACAUUUUAAUAAAUUACAGUUCGAAACCAAAUUUUUCCUGGAACAGCAGACACUGGAUAAAAAAGAAAAAACACCUACCACGUGUAGCACAUACAGUUGUAUAAAUGGGAUGUCUCUCACACAAAUGUUUAAUUUGUUAUACAAUUAGCAUUCUUGAUAGGUAAAAUCUGCAGCUGCCUGUUGUAAGAAAGUGGGGGAAAAGCCUUUUUAUUUAUUCUUUGGUAUGUACACCAGUAAAUUAGCUUUACAAUUACAUAAACAUGUUCACUAUAACUGCUUCUGGUGUAGGCCUACAAAAAAAUCUCCCAUUGAACUCAAACAUUUACUUGUAUCUAUAAAUACACCAGGUGUUAUUUAUUAUUUAAACAUGUGGGUUUUUUUUUUUGUG